This is a messenger RNA of Plasmodium falciparum 3D7, 1890 nucleotides long. RefSeq lists its product as uncharacterized. The record is from RefSeq and is a predicted model, not a curated record. Bases 1 to 1890 code for a protein of 629 amino acids. Lineage: Eukaryota; Apicomplexa; Aconoidasida; Haemosporida; Plasmodiidae. The transcript has a single exon.
AUGAAAGAAGGUUACGCAUUUUCAUCAACAGAAGAUAUUGAUAAUCCAGAGAAAGGCCUUAGAAAAAAAUCAAACAGAAAUGAUUUUAAGGAGACUUAUAUUUGGCAUGAUAAAAAUAAUGAAUGUAGUAAGUAUGUAGAAAAGAACUCUUUAGGUAAUAUAUUUAUGAGUAAGAAAAUAAAAAAUGAAGAAGACACUUUUGAAGGUUCAAAUGAAUUAUGUAGGAUAUUAAAUGAUACACUUCCUUCGAAUUAUUGUUUUAAAAAUAAUAAGCAAAAUAUGUUAGAAAUAAAAGAACUUGAUAAAAAUAUAAAUAUUAUAAAUUCAAAGGAUCAACAAUAUUGUGAUGAUGAAGCAAUUCUUUUAUAUAAUAUUCGUAGAAUGUAUGAAUCGAAUACUAAAUAUACUAAAAAUAAUGAAAAAGAAAAAAAUAAUUAUAAUAUAUCAAAUGUAAAUAGUUUUAAAUAUAAUAAUAUAUAUAAAAAAAAUUCAGAAAAUAAUUCUACUACAAAUGAAUCAGAUAUUUUCCAAAGUGUAAGUUCUAGUAAAAGUUAUAAUGAUAUAUUCAAAAGUUUAAAUCAGGAGAAAAAGAAAAACAAAAAAAAUAAAUUUAUUAAUAAUUAUGAAAAUAUUAUUAAUAUGAAAUAUAUACAUAUGAAUAAUAUAGGAGAUAUAAAAAAUCAACCUAUUCAAAAAUAUUCUCAAGGAUUUAUGAAAAACGAAAAAAUGGAAGUAGCCAGCAUUUCCUUUAAAUCACUUUCAGAUGAUGAAAAAAAUUAUUCAUUCAUACAAACAUUUAAUGAUAUGAAUGAAAAAAAUAUAAAUGAAAAUGUAUAUAAAAAGGAAAGUAAGAAAAACAUCAAAUAUAAUAACAAACAAAAUGAUGAUAACCAAAAAAAGUUACAAAAUUACAAAGAACUCUCUACCAAUUUUUUAUUAUCCCAAAAGGAUAUCAAAAAAGGUUCAGUUAUUAAUAAUGAAAAAUUAGAAAAAGAAAAAUGUAAAUAUAAAAAAAAUAUGUCAUUUGUAAAAAAUAAUAUGCUUCGUAAAAAUACCAUGAAAAAACAAAAUAUAAUAAAAAUAAAUAAACUUAAAAUGACGAAUAGUACUUUUCCAAAUAUUCAUUUGACAAAUACACAAGAAAAUGAUACAAUCAAAUUUUUUUCACAAAAAAAUAUAGAAAAAUCGAAUGAAUCAUUAAAAUAUAUAAAUAAAUCAAUUAUUGGAAGAUCAUCAAUUUGUUCAUAUGACAAAUUGGAAAAUCUAAAAAAUAAUUUUACUGAAAUUAAAAAAAAUGUAAAAAAUGCAAAACGUAAUACAUAUAAUACCAUACAUAAAAAAUUAGAAAAUUCAUCAACGAUAAAUAAAUACAAAUUAAAUAACUUUUUACAAGAUAAGGGAAUAUGUGAUUGUGUUAACAAAUAUAAUACAUUCUCAUCAUUCGAAAAUUUCCAAAGAAAUAACAUAAAAGUGAUAUCUUCCUUACAUGAAAAUAAAUGUCAGAAGAUUGCUGUAUUACAAAAGGAGAAAGAUAGUAGUUCGCCAAAUAAUUUACAUAUAGAAAAAUAUACAUAUAAUAAAGAAGAUAAUAAAAAUAUUAAAUAUAUGUAUAAUUUGAAAGAUGCAUAUUGUUUGAAAAAAGUAAAUACCAAAUCUAUAGGAGUACAAAUAAACGUUAAAAAAAAGACAUUUAACAAAAAAACAAACACUGUAAAUAUAUUUUAUUUGGAUAAGGUAAAUAAAAGAAAAAUUCCAAAAAUUAAAUUUAAAACAAUUAAGCAAAUAUAUAACUAUGAUUUUGAUGCAAUCAUGGUUAAAGAUGGUCACAUAAUUUCAAGAAAUAAGGACCCAUUAAAAGAAAUGUUCCAAAGGUUUUUCGAAAAGGUUUAA